AUUUUCGCCGUGGUGGUCAGUAUCAACUCAUAUGCCAAGGAUUUAUUGCUGAAAGGAGCAGAGAAGGACGUGCUUGCAUUCAAAGAUUUCCUCCUGCAUGAUCUCCAGACACCCGCAGACCACAUCAAGCUACUUCGUGAUUAUAUGGCUAUGCGCCAGUGCAUUAUGGACACAUUACACAUGCACUUCUGUAACAAUUCUGACAUCUGUCCUGGAGAUGCAAUCAUAUUCUACUUCAUGGGCCACGGGUCCAGCCACGACCUUCGUGGCAAGGGAGCUGUCAAAUGCAUUAUAUCCAUCGAUAAUGCACCAAUUUGUGAGCAUGAGCUGCACAUCUUUCUCAAGGAUUUGUCCCACAUGAAGGGCAAGAACAUUACGCUUAUCUUUGACUGCUGCUUU
Laetiporus sulphureus 93-53 is the source of this 399-nucleotide messenger RNA. RefSeq lists its product as uncharacterized. The annotation marks the transcript as partial. Gene Ontology annotation, biological process: proteolysis. Gene Ontology annotation, molecular function: cysteine-type endopeptidase activity. The record is from RefSeq and is a predicted model, not a curated record. The transcript has a single exon. Lineage: Eukaryota; Fungi; Basidiomycota; Agaricomycetes; Polyporales; Laetiporaceae.